AUGUCUCGCGAUCAGAAAGAAAAAUUUAGUACAUUUUCUAAGGAAGAACUUUCCAAACAUAACCAAGAAAAUGAUUGCUGGGUAUCUUUGAACCAUCGUAAAGUAUACGAUAUUACAGAAUUCGUUUCAAACCAUCCAGGAGGUGUACCACUACUUUUAAAAUAUGGUGGUAAAGAUGUGACGCAAAUUCUUGCUGGGGGACCAAAAAAUAGGAGUCAUGUGCAUUCUAAUACAGCAUAUGAGAUUUUAGAGGAUGGAAUGUUCGUUGGUAUAUUGGUAAAUGCCAGCGAACAAGAAAGACUCGACGAUGGGGAUGAAGAUUUAGCAAGUUCGUUCAGAAAUGAAUUGCCAACAUUCGACCUUAUGACAAAGGACACCGACGCUAAGAAAGAUUUCGAGAGAUACCGCUUUUUAGACAUUGCAGAGCCAUUAAUGCCCCAAAUUAUGAGUGCACAUUGGACUAAGGAUUUUUACUUGGAUCAAGUUCAUCGGCCACGUCACUGCUCUAAAGGUGCACGAGUUUAUUCUAAUCCAAUUGCGGACAUCCUUUGUUCAAGAGUUCCUUGGUGGGCAAUUUUAAUAUACUCUCCUAUUGGAAUUGCAUCAUUCAUCGUUGGUAAAAGAUCAUUAGCUGAAUUAGAUGCGCUGAACGAUAUCUACAAGUGGCUUUUAAUAGGUUGUUUGUUUUGGACUUUUGCCGAGUAUAUUCUUCACAGAUUUAUCUUCCAUAUGGAUAGAUAUUUACCUGAUUACAAUCAAACAUUGUUUGCUUUGCAUUUCGCAAUACACGGAGUCCAUCAUUUCUUGCCAAUGGACCCUGAAAGAAUCGCAGCACCUCCACCAAUGGUUUUACUUUUAAAUUUCCUCUUAUGGUAUGUCUCAUAUGCGACAAUGGGCCCAGCCUACGGGAAUAUUUUCUACGCUGGUGGUUUUGCUAGCUUCUUAUGGUAUGAGGAAUUCCACAUCUCGUUGCAUACUAAUCCUCAAUUUUACCAAUUUUGGACAGGCUGGUGGUCACAUCAUACUGAAAUGAAGAGGUAUCAUUUACAACACCAUUAUAAGAACUACGACUGGGGUUACGGUGUGACUUCAAAACUCUGGGAUUUUCCAUUUGGAACCGUAUUAGACUCUGCAGAUGCAAGUCAAGUUCACGUCAGAUAG
Debaryomyces tyrocola is the source of this 1161-nucleotide messenger RNA. Lineage: Eukaryota; Fungi; Ascomycota; Pichiomycetes; Serinales; Debaryomycetaceae. The record is from the annotation of a GenBank genome assembly.